Molecule: messenger RNA, 2987 nt
Organism: Contarinia nasturtii (swede midge)
Lineage: Eukaryota; Metazoa; Arthropoda; Insecta; Diptera; Cecidomyiidae
Product: serine/threonine-protein kinase par-1
Exons: 6
Coding region: 485-2752 (755 amino acids)
Biological process (GO): peptidyl-serine phosphorylation; peptidyl-threonine phosphorylation
Molecular function (GO): protein serine/threonine kinase activity; ATP binding
Source: RefSeq, a predicted model, not a curated record
AGAGAAUGAGAGCAAACGAGCAGCAUCGUCGACGAGACAGUUUCGAUGCGUGCCGUUGUCGAUCAACUUGAAUUAAAAGAAAACUGGGUUAUGGUGUUGGUGUGUUCGAUUAAAAGCAACAAAAUUAUUUUCCGACGACGCAUUGAAACGGUCAUUUGAGUGUACACAAAGUUUGCCUUUUUUCAAUUCAACUGGAAAUAGAUUUGGAUUUUACACACAAUGUCGAAUUUAAUGCUUAUUCACAUCAAAGACACGCAAAAAUUGUUUUCUUUUAUCUGAAAAGCAUCGCAAUUAAAUGAAAAUUUAUAGCAUCGAAAUGAAUAAAUCACAUACGAGAAUGAUGCGUAAAAUUUAAGUGAGUAACUUGAAGUGGCUCAUUCAUGAAAAUUAUCGACACAAUUUUCUAGAUCAUUUCGAAUUGUAAAUCGUAAAGAAAAUACUUAAAAAUUUAAGAAAACUGAUUUCAAAUUGAAGAAACAAAAGUAUGAAUUCGUCUAGUCUGAGAAAGCAACAUGGAAGCAUCCAUAGGAUACGUGAGUUUGAAUUGGAAAAGGUUAAUCUAUCGGAUGAGUUUGAUAUUUUACAAAUUGUCGGCGAAGGAUGGUUUGGCAAAAUUUUAUUGGUUGAACAUAGAGCGACCGAUACAGAAAUGGUGUUGAAAGCAUUACCGAAACCGUACGUUUCGCUACGAGAUUUCUAUCGAGAAUUUCAUUAUGGACUGCAUUUGGGCGCACACAAAAACAUCGUUACAACUUAUGACGUUGCUUUUGAAACGGCUGGUUUUUAUGUAUUCACACAGGAAUAUGCACCAUUGGGUGAUCUAACGUCGAAUGUAUCGGACAUUGGUAUCGGUGAAAUGCCCACCAAACGUGUUGCCAAACAAAUUGCAUCCGCUCUUGAUUAUAUUCAUUCAAAAGACUUAGUGCAUCGAGAUGUGAAAUUGGACAAUGUUUUAGUUUGUCGGUCCGAUUUCUCUCGUGUAAAACUAUGCGAUUUCGGUGAAACUCGCAAGGCUUAUAGUUAUGUACAACGACGAAACGAAUGGCUGCCGUACAGUCCGCCAGAAGUACUUUCAAUCAGUACAGACCAAACAUAUCAAACGGUUCCAUCGCAUGAUUUUUGGCAAUUUGGUAUUGUACUGUUUGUGUGCUUAACGGGUUGUCUUCCAUGGCAAAAGGCGGCAUCGGAUGAUCCUCGAUAUAUGCGAUAUUUGGUAUGGCAAAGCUCAACUAUGGUUAUUCCCAUCAAACGAACACCAAAAUUAUUUAAAUUGCUCACAAAUCGUGCAUGUAAACUAUUUCGUAAAUAUCUUGAACCGAUACCGGAACGUCGACCAAAGAAUCUAUCCGAUCUUCAUAAAUUCUUGGACGAUAGAUGGCUUGCGAAAAAUGCAGAAAAAGAUAUGAUUGCAAACGAACCGGAUGAAUUGUGUGCGUCAAUGUAUUCGUUUCACAGUAGUCCAGAGGAAAAGAAUAAAUUAUUGUAUGCAUUGACACAGCAUGGCAUUGAAACGACGGUAGAUAGAGUGGCUAAAAAGAAACGAAUUCGAGAUUGGAUUCAAGAGUCUGUCAUUCAAGAGGAAGAGAAUGAGAACGACGACGAAGAAGAAGACGAAGAGGAAAUUCGUCAUACAAGUCGAGCACCGGUACCGGGUCACGUUUCCUCAGUUCGUGCUCAAGAAAAAGAGGCACGCACACAAAUUGUAUCGACUGUCAAAGAUGCAGCCAACAAACACAUAAAUCCGCGAACCGGAAAAAUACAACACGGACCAAGUGAAAUGGGCCAUCAUACGACGGAUAAUGUUGAACGGACAUCGCAGGAACGCAUAACCGCGCAGCCAAAACAAAUGGACCAUACCAAUGUACUGCAACCAAGGCGACGAGAAAAUGAUGUCUACGAAUAUCGUCGUACAACAAAAUUAGUGGAUGUUGGAUCGCAAACAUCAAGUGAAUCACAAAAACAACUUGAAGCGGCUAAUAAUGCUGCACGAACCUAUACACCUGAACGACCGAAUUCCAUUGGUGCAAUAAUCGAUUCACAUUCGGUACCAACCGUAUCACAUACACCACCAUCUCUUCCAUAUUCAAAUAGUAAAAGUCAAAAUACACAAACAAACCUGAGUCGAAUAGAUCAAACAACAUCACGUGGCUUUAUGUCAGCAUUCAAUUCACUUGCCACCGUCGCCGUUCCCGUUGCUAUACCAGAGAUACAACAAACUCAGCCAAAAUGUGGCCAACAACCGGUAUCGUCCAAUGAGACGAGAAAUAAUAAUCGUGAUCGAUCACAUUCACGACAAAGUUAUCAACACCGUCACAACACGACUGCACUUACAAAACAGCCGCUUUCACGUUCUGUACACAAUUUCAAUAAUUUAUCGCCCAUCAAUGACAGUGGCUAUGGUUCAUUGGAUAAACUUCGUUCGAAUGAUGGUGCUAACGUUUUGUUGGCAUCACCAACCUUUUCAAAGCGUUCAAUCGUUCAAUCGAAAUUGAUCACGUUGCCAAAUGGUGGCAACGUUUCAAGCAAUGACAUUAUUCACAUCAAUGGUAAGUCACAUUCACAACACGAAAGUAACAGCCCAUUUCAUUCGGAUUCUGGAGGUGAUGGCAGCCCACGCGGUUCAAAUGGUUUUGUCAAUUAUGCCGGCAUUAAUACAUCAGCAACAUUCAUACCGACUGAAAGAAAUAAUCUACGAGUUAGCAUGAAAGAUACAGCAUACGAUCGAGUUCGAGGCAUGCGACGAAAGAGAUGAUUUCAAUUAAAUUCAUUACAUAUAGAAAAAAAACCUAUUAGAGGUAUAUCGACUUUGACGAAUCCAACCAUUUAUGUAUUCAUUCGCUUUUAAUUUCCAUUGAAAAAAGAUUGUUUUAAACGGGAGUCUCCGAAGAAGGAAAAAAAACUUUUAAAAUUUUCUUCGAAUUUGACUUAUUAAUAUGGAAUAUUAUAAAACGAAAUAAAUUUCACAAACAUUAGCGUGUUUUUUUUAA